This is a messenger RNA of Penicillium maclennaniae, 3723 nucleotides long. Its product is annotated as hybrid sensor histidine kinase/response regulator. The transcript has 5 exons. Gene Ontology annotation, molecular function: histidine phosphotransfer kinase activity; protein binding; phosphorelay sensor kinase activity. Bases 1 to 3723 code for a protein of 1240 amino acids. The record is from RefSeq and is a predicted model, not a curated record. Lineage: Eukaryota; Fungi; Ascomycota; Eurotiomycetes; Eurotiales; Aspergillaceae. Gene Ontology annotation, biological process: protein autophosphorylation; phosphorelay signal transduction system.
AUGGAGAGUUCUGCGCGAGAACUUCGAGAUGGCGAACGCCGCGCACGCGAACUAUACCAUUACUUUCAACCCGACAAUCCAGCGCUGCUUCCGACCGAAAAGCCGACGGGAAAAUGCGUCGACACCUCGCUGAAGUCUCCGGGAAAGGCCAGUCCCAAUCUGGUGUUGACGGCCCUCGCUCAAUUGGCGGCGAUGAGGCUUGGUGUUCAACGGGCGAUAAUCAGUUUGAUUGAUCGCGAAACGCUUUACGUGGUAGCAGAGGCUUCAAAAUCGCUCAAUUUGGACAAAAAUGAUCUGUAUGACGAUGAUGGCGACGGUCUCUGGAUGGGCUGUGCGCGCGGUCCUGUUUCGGGGACUCUCUGUGAGAAAACCAUCACCCUACGAUCCUCUAGCGAAGAAAGAUUCCCAUUCUUUAUUGUGGACGAUUUGCAACACCACCCGACAUUUUGCAAUAUCCCUUGUGUUGCUGCAGCUCCCUACUUCCGGUACUACGCAGGCACACCCUUGAUCACAAGCAACGACAUCACCAUUGGAAGUCUAUAUGUGAUCGAUCCUCGACCGAACCUAUCUUUGACGGAAUCCCACAAAGAAACUCUCGGGACUAUAGCGAAUGCCGUUAUGGAGUACAUGGAAACGUCACGUCAAUCGCUAGAAGCGGAUCGCUUGGCCAAAGUGCUCUCAGGCCUCAAUUCCUUUGUGCAAGGUGCCGUCACUUCGGAAACCUCCAGCAAAGCAACAUACCAGAGUGCCGGCCUUUGGGACCAGGACUUAUCUCAUACCCAGAGCCCGUAUCAGACUCCUUGUUCGACCACCGAGUAUGAAUCAGACUCGUAUUUCAAAGAUUUUGCACAGAUUCGCUCAAAAUCUUCAAUAAAUCAAACAAUGAGUGCCGAUAAUUCCGAUACUCCUCGGUUUACUCGCUCUUCCCGUUCUCCCCGAUCUGCCCGGUCAAGUCGCUCUGGUCGCUCCCCUCGAUGCACUCCUUCUCCGCCUAUUCCUCCUUCCCCUCCUUCCCUCCCUUUAGAUCGCGAGCAUAAAAGCCAAGGAGCCCUGAAUUCACCAGCGUAUCCCAGUAGCCAUGGGAUGAGGCAGACUUUUCAACGCGCCGCCGACACCAUCCGUCAAAGCCUGAAUCUGGGUAAAGAUGGAGGUGUCGUGAUUUUCGGCAACAACGCUCGCAUAGAACUUCCAACAACCCUUGAUAUGGAACAAGACUCAGAGUCAAAGCGAAAAUUUGCCACAAUAUGGGCCAUGUCGGAUACGGAAGCUCAAUCUGACCGAAAUCGCGGGGUGUUACAGUCCCACCCGGCUGCAGAAUUGGAUCUACAUUUCGCUCGCCGAUUCUUGCGGCGUUAUCGGCGUGGUGGUCUUUGGCACUUUCACCAAGAUGGAACAGCCUUUUCUUCUGAUGAGGACGACACUGCCAGCUCCGGGACUCAACAAGGACCCCCUGAUCUUCCAUCUUCGCCGCCAUUUUCAAUGAACCCGCAGUCAUUCGGUGCAUUGCGUGAGAAAGACCAGCAGGCACUGAAGAAAUACUUUCCCAAUGCAAAGAGAAUAAUGUUCGUUCCACUUUGGGAUUCAUUCAAUUCUCGGUGGUUUGGAGGCUGUUUCAGUUGGAGCUGUCUUGAGACUCGCGUCUUUAGCGCCCACGUUGAGCUUGGCGGGAUUUUUGGAUUUGGGUCUUCUUUGAUGGUCGAGUACAGUCGCAUCCAGAGUCAAGAGUCGGACAAGAAAAAGGACGACUUCAUUAGUACCAUAUCACACGAAUUGCGCAGUCCCCUGCAUGGUAUCCUGGCAGCCAACGAGUUUCUUGCCGAGUAUGUCGAAUCGGAAUUUGCUAAAAGACUGCUUGACACAAUCCGUGCUUGUGGUCAAACUCUACUUGAUACCUUUGAGCAGAUUCUAGAUUUCGCCAAGAUCAACUCUUUUGCAAGCAAACGCCAGCACGUGGAAUCUAGCUCCCCAUCUGAUUCCAGUCGACAGGCUGCAGGAAAUGGUGCUUCUCCAGCACAGCCACUGCGCAUUCUCAAGCUAGUCGAUGUCGUUGCGAUCAUUGAAGAUGUCGUCGAAAGUGUCUACUCGGGUCGCAUUCUAUCAGGUGCAAUGAAUCCAGGCAAUAGUGCACUUGGAAGAUGGUCUUUGGGCACAGAAGGCAAUAAUGGAUCCACGGAAUCUACUGAUACUGGGGGUAUCGACGUUUUUAUCAAUGCUGAACCUCGAGACUGGGAGUUCCUCCUGGAACCUGGGGCAUUGCGACGUGUCGUCAUGAAUGUCUUUGGAAAUGCACUGAAGUACACUCAAAAAGGAACCAUCUCGGUUCGCCUGGAGGUCCUCCAAGCCAAAGGAAGCUGCAGCCCGACGUCGUCCGAAGCCGUUGGCUCUCUAGAACUUCUUUUAACAAUCUCCGACACCGGUAAAGGCAUUUCGAGUCAAUAUCUUCGAUCCGAUAUUUUUACGCCAUUCUCCCAAGAAGAUGUCUUAUCACAAGGCACAGGGCUUGGUCUCUCACUUGUUCGUGACAUUCUCCAGUCACUGAAUGGCGAUAUUACAAUCGAAAGUCAGGUCGGAGUGGGCACUACUGUGAAGAUGACAUUCCCACUGGGGCAACCUGGAGAGCAGAAAGUCCUUGAUCACUCUCCCGCGAUUGUCGACUCGGUGCCUGUUACAUCGAAUCUUAUCAGGCAACUGAAGGCAGGGCUUCAAGGAAAGGUUCUGCAUUUCGUCACCGCCCCGGAUUCACCAUACACUAUUCCAACUUCGAACCAUGUGAUCAAAAAUUAUCUGACCGAAUGGUUUGGAAUGAAGUUUAAAGAUCCAGAGACCCCUAAAUUCGUCGACUUGCUAGUUGUUGAUGAGCGUGAAUUGGAUCUCAUCGGAAAUCCACAUCCUGAAACGUCACUUCUGAUCCUAUGCCAUCGCAGACCUUCGUGGUCAAACAUGAUGGAAUCGACCAAGCAGCCUCCAAAUGCCAUCUGGCUUACACUUCCCUGUGGUCCUCAUCAACUCGCUCGAACCUUAAUGGGGUCCCUCAAGUGCUUGAAGCCAAGCCAACGAUACCAGCUAGACGAGCCAUCGCCAGUUGGAUUCACCGAGCAACUUUCCGAGCUCAACAAUAUCUUGAAGAACCACAGCUUAUCGGAUCAGCAAACGAUGAGACUCGCUUUGGCGCCUGAUGCCCCACAUAUUCAACCAGCACCAAACACCACCACCACACACAUUGGACUUGUUUCUAAAGCCAAACCAGCUUCGCAUGAUUUACAAGCCGAUCAACCCGGUAUCAAUCUUUAUAAGCAACCGCUGACUGAGCCCGGAGCUGGCAUCCGGAUUCUUUUGGUGGAAGACAACGCAAUCAAUCUCGCUCUCCUCGAGAAAUAUCUCGCACGAACAAACCCCGAGAUCUUACACACAGCUGUCAACGGACAAGAAGCUGUCAAAGCAGUCCAGGCGAUGGCCAGUGGUUAUAAGUACAUCUUCAUGGACUUGUCAAUGCCCAUAGUGGACGGUUUCGAAGCAACUCGGUCCAUUCGAUCAAUCGAACGGGCACGACAAACGGACCCGUCUGCCAAAAUCGUCGCGCUCACUGGCUUGGGAUCCGACGAACAUAUUGUGAAAGCGUAUGCCGCUGGCGUCGACGUCUUUCUAACAAAACCUAUCUCUUUCAAGGACAUUUUGAGGUUACUGGAUGAGCGAAUAGAUCAUCCACCUGGACAUAGGCAAUGA